Messenger RNA from Eptesicus fuscus (big brown bat), 869 nucleotides. It is a transcript of the gene FBXL22, whose product is annotated as F-box and leucine rich repeat protein 22. The coding region runs from base 1 to 681 and encodes 226 amino acids. The record is from RefSeq and is a predicted model, not a curated record. Gene Ontology annotation, biological process: SCF-dependent proteasomal ubiquitin-dependent protein catabolic process. Lineage: Eukaryota; Metazoa; Chordata; Mammalia; Chiroptera; Vespertilionidae. Gene Ontology annotation, cellular component: SCF ubiquitin ligase complex. Gene Ontology annotation, molecular function: protein binding. The transcript is spliced from 2 exons.
AUGCACAUCACCCAGCUCAACCGAGAGUGCCUGCUGCACCUCUUCUCCUUCCUGGACAAGGACAGCAGGAAGAACCUCGCCAGGACCUGCCCCCAGCUCCAGGAUGUGUUUGAGGACCCCGCACUCUGGCCCCUGUUGCACUUUCGCUCCCUCACAGAACUCAAGAAGGACAACUUCCUCCUGAGCCCGAUGCUCAGGAACCUCUCCAUCUGCUGGCACUCCAGCCGCGUGCAGGUGUGCAGCAUUGAGGACUGGCUCAAGAGCGCCUUCCAGAGGAGCAUCUGCAGCCGGCAUGAGAGCCUGGUCAAUGAUUUCCUCCUCCAGGUGUGCGACAGGUGCCCCAACUUGGCGUCCGUCACGUUGUCCGGCUGCGGCCACGUCACCGACGACUGCCUGGCGCGGCUGCUGCGCUGCUGCCCGCGCCUCCGCACCCUGCGCCUGGAGAACUGCGCACGCGUCACCAACCGCACGCUGGUGGCCGUGGCGGCGCACGGGCGCGCGCUGCAGACGCUGCACGUGGACUUCUGCCGCAACGUGAGCGCGGCCGGCCUGCGCCGCCUCCGUGCCGCGUGCCCGCGCCUGGCGCUGCGAGCCGAGCACAGCGCAACCAUGAUCCCCGACCAGCCGCCGCGCUGCCCGCACGCGCCCGGCCCGGCCCUCCGCACGCUGCUCCCGCGCUAGGCCACCGGGCCGCGGAAGGACACCGGCCACGGCGCUCGGCCGAAAGAGCAACCCCAGCUCCGCCACCUUCCAGACUGUCGCUGUAUCUUCUGAGCCUGUUUACCCGUUUGCAAAAUGGGCAUAGGAAUGUCUACCUCACUUUACGAUUUUAUAUGCAGGAUAAAUACGAGAUUAAAUGACCUGAUGCU